UGCCUGGCUUGCAACUAGCUAGCAGCUAGCUAGCUAUCCAUUCUCUAUUGGCUUAAAAACAAUUACACGCACUGACAAAUGAAGCAACAUAACGUUUUUGAAUUAGAGAAUGCUGAAACUAAAAAACGUAUCAUUGUAUAAAGACAGCCAAAACAUUAGCAACACACCACAGGUCUAGAGCUCUGACAUUCCCCAUGCAGGACACGAAACAACUACGGAAAGCGCAAAGGUUCAAACGUAGCAACGCAUUCUGGUGAAAGAUUGUGUUCUGUAAUCAUCCUUCCUAUGCUUAUCAUUAUUUGUGUCAACUAAUCUCACAGUCUCUUUUAUCAUCAGUGAGGGAUGUGUGAUGUUGAUGUGACAUUUCCAGGACUGUGUGUGUAACCUUUAAACCUGACACACAUCACAGCAGCUUUGAAGUGGCCUCCACAGUAACCACAAAGAGCAGAGGGGGAGACCAGAGGUUAAAAGGGAGGCCAGAUGCCACUGACAGAAAUUGGGAACUCGGUUGGACGUAGGCUCACAUAGACUAGUGUUAGAGUAUAACAGUAACUUUCCCAUUAUUAUUUCAAAUCUAAAUCCAUAUUUGGAGGUGGAACAGGUUGUGUGUUCGGCAGGUUUAACGGUUUCAACUCUCAACAAUUGAUUGCAAUUCCAUUAAUUUAUUUCUCACUUUGGAGUGGAAAGAGGUGGAGUUUCAGCUUGCUGUCUGGGACUAAAAGUGGGAGUCUCUCUGGAGGAGAGGAUGUCAGAGAGGGUGUGCAGCAAUAACAGUGUGAUGCAGGCACGGAGGACUGUGGAACAACUACGAGUGGAGGCAAGCAUGGAGAGGAUCAAGAUCUCCACAGCAGCUGCCCAGCUGGUGCAGUACUGUCAGGAGCACAGUCGCAGUGACCCCCUCCUCACCGGCAUCUCUGCCUCCUCCAACCCCUUCAAAGACAAGAAGACCUGUGUCCUGCUGUAGAAAGGCUGCCCCAGGUCACUGCUCUCUGGUGCUGCAUUCAACAGUGCUUCAUCAUCAUCAACAGUGAAACGUUUUGAUGCCAGGCUACUUCAACAUGUCCUACUUCAUCAUGCCAGACAAGACAUUAACGUGUUGGCUAAAGCAAAACCUGACUGGUUGGUACAGUAUUGGUCAUGUUGUAACUUCAGUCCAGAAUGUCUCAAUAACAAAGGAGAGCAAACUGUUUAUAUCUUCUUGACAUUACAGAUGUUACACUGGUAAACAAUGAAUUGAUUGAGUGUAAACAUUUUAUUCAUAACAAAAGAAAUCACACAUUGCAUAUUCACAAAUGCAUAUUUACAAAAUCUGAAUCAUUUGGGUAUUUCUAUGCAGUCAGAGGACUCUUGCAGCAGGUGAAGAAGGGUUGCAGAUAAGGAGUUGGCAUGGAGAUUGAUUGUUGCUAAGGACAGUGUGUGUAAUAAAAUAAAAAAAACUUGUAACAAAUCAUUAGUGAACAAUGCAGUACUAUUGGGUUUUGCACUCAAAAUGAGCCACUUGAGCGAGGUUGAUGCUGGGACGCUACAGAUUCAAAUCAAAGUUUAUUUUGUCACGUGUGUAACGGUACAGCGCUUUCCUCAACAGUGCAGAAUUAAAUAAAAACGUUAAGAGUUGGUAAAGUAGUUACCCUAAGAGAGAACUCAAAACAGUGGAAUUGACAAACAAGUGCUGUGGUACUGAGUAUAAGAACGCCACUACACACAUUAUGA
This is a messenger RNA of Oncorhynchus nerka (sockeye salmon), 1710 nucleotides long. RefSeq names its product G protein subunit gamma 14 (gene gng14). The record is from RefSeq and is a predicted model, not a curated record. Gene Ontology annotation, molecular function: G-protein beta-subunit binding. Gene Ontology annotation, biological process: G protein-coupled receptor signaling pathway. The transcript has 2 exons. Lineage: Eukaryota; Metazoa; Chordata; Actinopteri; Salmoniformes; Salmonidae. Gene Ontology annotation, cellular component: heterotrimeric G-protein complex. The coding region runs from base 746 to 964 and encodes 72 amino acids.